Molecule: messenger RNA, 525 nt
Organism: Tetrahymena thermophila SB210
Lineage: Eukaryota; Ciliophora; Oligohymenophorea; Hymenostomatida; Tetrahymenidae
Product: Ras family small GTPase
Exons: 2
Molecular function (GO): GTP binding; GTPase activity
Source: RefSeq, a predicted model, not a curated record
AUGUUUGCUAAAAAAGGCAGUUAAUAAAAAAGUAUAAUAUGUAUUUCUGUAGGAGAUGCAAAUGUUGGAAAAUCUUCUAUAUUUGCAAGGCAAUUUUAUGGAGAGGUUCCUCAAUAAAAUUCCCUCUAUGUUGAUUAUUCAACCAUAUUGGUGAGAAAAGGAAAUGAAGAGAUUUAAUUUAAAUUUUGGGUCAUAAAUCACCUUCACAAACAUUUAACAUCAUAAUAUUAUAGAACUUCUAUUUUAAUUAUGAUUUACGAUAUUACAAGCAGAGACUCAUUUACACAUAUUUAAUAUUAUUAUGAAGAUUAUGUUAAAAAAUGUAAUAUAAAAUCAAUAAUUGCUCUUGUUGGAAAUAAGAAGGAUCUAAAUGAGUUUAGAUAAGUUUCAUUUUAGGAGGGUUAAGAUCUAGCCAAAUCAUUAGGUGUAGAUUUUUUUGAAGUAUCUGCUUUUACAGGUGAUAAAGUAAAAGAUUUGUAUGACUUUUUAAUAAACUAGUCUUUUGAUACAGCUAAUUUUGAAUGA